UUCUGACUAGAACGGCCUAAGAGUGAAAUACUGUUUAACCUCUUUUAGUACAUGAGACAGUAUUUCUAAGCAAUUUAAUGUUUGUACAUUGAUGCGUAAUGUGAAAUGGUAGCUGUGCAUUUGUACGAUUCAACAAUUUGUCGAUUGUGCGCAGCGGACAAUGGUAAUGAGUUGUUGUUCGUCAGUGAACCGGGUGAAACGGACUUGAGUUCAUUGGUGAAUCGAUAUUUGCCGCUAAAGGUUCGAGAUGAUGGCAAGUUACCAAGAACAAUUUGUCCAGGUUGUAACAUCCAACUAGAGGCAACAGUUCAAUUUUUACAACUAUUAAUAAAUGGACAGCAAAAGUUACGAGAAAUGUGGAAACAUGAAGUGGAACAAUAUAGAACUGAACGUCUGCAAGAUAAAAGAGAAAAUACAAAUAAUAUAGCUAAGUAUAAUGAGGAUGAUCAGUAUGAGCAACAAAUUAUUGUUAAAGUGAUGUCAGAUGGAUCUAUGUAUGCAGCAGAACAUGAAAUGAGUUUGCAAAUGGAAGGUUUAACUAAACCAAGAAGAAAACGUGGACGUCCACCUAAAGUACAUACAGAAGCAGAUACUUCGGAAACAAAAGAAAAUCCUAUAGAAACUGAGAAUCAAGGUAUAGAGGGUAAACAGGAAGAAAUUGAGGAAAUAGAUGGUGAUAGAAGGUGCAGAAGAAAACGUAAAGUUCCUAAAAGAUAUAUGGAAGCAGUACAAGGGAAGGAAUUGGAAAGAAUUUUUAAAGAAGAGGGUGUAAUAGAUGAAGAAGAUGAUGAUCUUGAAAUACGUGAUGAUUCUGAAGAAGCAUUAAAUUCUUCUAUUCAGGAAGGGCAGGAAGAAGUAAUUGGUCAUCUCGAAACGGAAGAGGGUAAAGACUUGGGUGAGUUGGUAGUCGUAAAUCGUGUACGAGCACGAGGAAAGACGAAGCUACACCGACGGAAAACCAAGUUCACUUGUCAACUUUGUGGCAGAGGUUUUCUGCAACGCAGCAGAUUCAUAGUACACAAGAGCUUUCACAAAAGCGUGAAGUAUGAGUGUACACAAUGUAAGAAGCUCUUUACUAGCAAGGAUAAUCUGGCGUUACAUCAGAAGACAACUUCGCACAAUUCGAAUUCUGUAAGCGAGAAUGCCGAAGCGUUGAAUUUGCUGGAAAGAAUUGAGAUAACCAACGCAGAACAGGAUACUUUGGCAUCAACAACCGAGAGAAACAAGUUGGAUAAAGAAUACCCAUGUGAUAUCUGUGGCAAAAUUCUAAAUCAUCCCAGCUCUGUCGUAUACCAUAAGGAGGCCGAACACAACAACGGACGUCGUUUUGUUUGUAACAAAUGUAGCAAGAGCUUCAAGCAUAAACAACUACUUCAGCGUCAUCAAUUAGUCCAUUCAGAUAACCGACCAUAUGUUUGUAAGUCGUGUAAUGCCAGUUUCAAGACAAAGGCAAAUUUAAUUAAUCAUCAGUCUACUCAUACGGGUGAGAAAAAAUACUUCUGUGAGAUUUGUGGUCAACAAUUCGCACACAAGACUAGUCUCACAUUACAUUACAGGUGGCACACUGGUCACAAACCGUACACUUGCGAUGUAUGUCAAAAAAGUUUUUCUCAAAAUGGCAAUCUGCAGGAACAUAUGCGCAUUCAUACUGGUGAAAAGCCAUAUUGCUGCGAUCAUUGCGGCCGCAAAUUUACCACAUCAUCCCAGUUUAAAUUGCAUGUGAAACGGCACACUGGCGAGCGCCCUUGGAAGUGCGAGUUUUGUGCGAAAUGUUUCUUGCAUAAAGACACUUGGAAGUGUCACGUGCGACGACAUAAGGGUGAACGACCGUUUCAAUGCGCAUAUUGCAAUCGUGGAUUUACCGAACAAUGGGCACUAAAGAAACAUGUUCGCUUGCAUACUGGUGAGAAACCUUAUUCCUGUGAUCUAUGUGGUAAAGCCUUUGCUGAUUGCUCGAAUUUAACAAAACACAAAAAGGUACACAGAGAAAAUAAGGUUCUAACUGUGGACGAUUCGGGAGGAUCCCCGAUUGGCGAAGUGUGGCAAAUUUUACCGAACUCGCAAGAGACUGACGAACAAACACUCGUCAACAAUCAAAUGGCGCAGGUCAUUACAACCGAUGAAGCGACCACCGACGGAAUUCAACAGAUCAUCUAUGUUUCCUAUCAAGAUCCUGAUGAUCCUAAUCAAUCACGAACAUUGCAUUUCGUCGAUACUAGCAUGAUAAGAAAUAAGGAAGGAGUAACAUCGGAUGCAAACUCAUUGCCACGUCUAGACGUUGAAAACGAUGAAAUAAAUGCCGAUAAGAAUGCAAGUAAUGUAGCUAGUAAUAAUGAGGAGCAGUCGGAAAUAGAACUUUCAGAAUCGGAUUUGCAGUUGCAGAUUACAGAUGAAGAAGGUAAUCCCAUUCCACUGUCAAUUCAAGAAGCUCGACAACUUCUUUCUCAAGGGCAUUUUAUUAGUCAAUUGAGUGAUGGCCAGACUAUUCGUGUUCAUUCUGGAAUGCUUACGCAACAGUUGCCACAGACUUUAAACAUUCAUGUUGAUGAGGAAACUGCUGUAACUGCCGCCAUGAAAGGAGAAGUUUUAACUCGUCCGAAUGCAACCAAAAGCGUCGAAACCAUGUCGGUAGCACAAACUGACGCGGAAGCAAUCGUUAAAGCUCUUGAAGAUGAAAACACAGAUGCGACUGCAGUUGCGACAAUUAAUCAAUUGGAAGGGGGAAUCGUAGACAAUGACCAUACUAUAGAAUUUACAACCCAAGACGGACAAAAAGUUCGUGUUUUGACAUCGUAUCAUGUUGAUGGAAUGCAGCUCACUCCAGAGUACCUGACUAUUGUACAAUAGACAGAAACAAAAGAAAUAGAUAUAAAUAUAUAAAUAGGUACAUAAAUAGGUGUAUGCAUAUAUGUGGUGUGUAUGUACGUUUAUUCAGAUGUGCAUGUGGUUUUUUUAUAAGCAUUUUCAACGAUCAAAUCAAUUUUUUCAAUUUUAACAAGUCAUUGUUUUAAUAUUAUCGAAUUAAAUAUAUACGACUGUUUAACGAUAUUUAUCCAGUCUAGGUGACUUGAGAGUGACUGUGGUUUAAAUUGAUAAACUUGUAACUUAUUGUGAAAAUUUAAAGCUAAUAUCUGUAGAUAUUCUUAAGGACUGCAAUAUUUUAAGCAGGGCAACAUGUUAAAGGACAUCUAAAGACAAUUUUGCAAAUAUUGUAUAUUAUAGCAAUUAUAUGUAAGAUAAACUUUUCGUAAA
Messenger RNA from Harpegnathos saltator (Jerdon's jumping ant), 3252 nucleotides. Its product is annotated as zinc finger and SCAN domain-containing protein 2. The record is from RefSeq and is a predicted model, not a curated record. Gene Ontology annotation, cellular component: nucleus. Gene Ontology annotation, molecular function: zinc ion binding. NCBI's taxonomy places the organism in Eukaryota, Metazoa, Arthropoda, Insecta, Hymenoptera, Formicidae. Bases 106 to 2847 code for a protein of 913 amino acids. The transcript is spliced from 15 exons.